Linum tenue is the source of this 899-nucleotide messenger RNA. The record is from the annotation of a GenBank genome assembly. NCBI's taxonomy places the organism in Eukaryota, Viridiplantae, Streptophyta, Magnoliopsida, Malpighiales, Linaceae.
CCUCCUCCUCCCUUCCAACCUUUCUCUCCCUCAGGUGGAAGAACAAAAGAAAAAAAAUGGAAACAACCAAAAUCCAAUAGCCAAAAGAAACUCAAAACAACCAAUAAGCGUCAAACUUUUUUCCGCCAUAUUUUUAUGGUAUUUCCCCCCUGCCGAUAACUUCUUCCCCACCUGUUCUUAGAUUUUCUUCCCUCCCUGAUUCUGUUUUCCGGUUGGCAGGCUGAACCCAGAAUCAGAACAGCAACAAAAUGGCGUACAAAGUGGAUCACGAGUACGAUUACCUCUUCAAGAUCGUCUUGAUCGGCGACUCCGGCGUCGGCAAAUCCAACAUCCUCUCCAGAUUCACCCGCAACGAGUUCUGCCUCGAAUCCAAAUCCACCAUCGGCGUCGAAUUCGCCACCAGGACCCUCCAGGUGGAAGGGAAAACGGUGAAGGCGCAGAUAUGGGACACGGCAGGGCAAGAGAGGUACAGAGCAAUUACAAGCGCGUACUACAGGGGAGCCGUGGGAGCGCUACUGGUCUACGACAUAACGAAGCGGCAGACGUUCGACAACGUGCUGCGGUGGCUCCGCGAGCUGCGCGACCACGCGGACUCCAACAUCGUGAUCAUGAUGGCCGGAAACAAGUCCGAUUUGAACCACCUGAGGGCGGUGUCGGCGGAGGACGCCCAGAUGUUGGCGGAGAAGGAAGGGCUCUCGUUCCUCGAGACGUCGGCGCUGGAAGCGUUCAAUGUGGAGAAGGCAUUUCAGACGAUCUUGCUUGACAUCUACCAGAUCAUCAGCAAGAAGGCGUUGGCCGCUCAGGAAGCGGCCAAUGCCUCUGGAGUGCCGCAGGGGAAGUCCAUUAACGUCGCCAAUCUCAAUGGUAACGCUAACAAUAAAACCUGCUGCUCCAAUUGA